Molecule: messenger RNA, 510 nt
Organism: Cooperia oncophora
Lineage: Eukaryota; Metazoa; Nematoda; Chromadorea; Rhabditida; Trichostrongylidae
Source: the annotation of a GenBank genome assembly
AUGAUUACCUACGACACAACUGGCCCUACUUUGGUAAACUUCAAAGUUCAGGUCUCGGAUGCCAUCGCGCACGUCUGGAAGGGAAACAGCAUAGAAGCAGCCGGAGAGGAAAUGGCCAAUGUAACAGCUGCCGGACAUUAUGCAAUUUUGUCAAGUUGCUGGUACCUCGAUAUAAUCUCGAAUGGAGCAGAUUGGGAAAAGCGCUACGACUGUGAUCCCACCGAUUUCAAGGGGACCGACAAGCAAAAGGCUCGUGUUUUGGGUGGCGAGGCAGCCUUGUGGGGAGAAUACGUGGACGGAACAAAUUUCAUGACUCGCAUGUGGCCCCGUGCGUCUGCCGUGGCUGAACGGUUGUGGUCUAAUCCAGACGAGACAAAAUCGCAUGAUAAGGCUUGGCCACGUCUCCACGAAUUCAGAUGCAGAAUGAUGAAUCGAGGAUUCGCUGUAGCUCCACCGAACGCUCCCGAUUAUUGCCCGUUUGAAUGGAAUCCUCAUUACAAAGGAAUGUGA